Lonchura striata (white-rumped munia) is the source of this 1317-nucleotide messenger RNA. The record is from RefSeq and is a predicted model, not a curated record. Lineage: Eukaryota; Metazoa; Chordata; Aves; Passeriformes; Estrildidae.
AUGGCGGGCCCGGGCAGCGACGGGGACCUGCGCCGCCUGCUGAAGCUGCACCGCACCGAGAUCGCCAUGGCAGUGGACGACGUCUUCCCGCUGCUGCAUGGCCUGGCUGACCACGAUGUCGUCCCUGACCACAUCUUCAAGGAGACGCUGAGCCGCACGGAGCGGGAGGGCUCCCACCGCGCGUUCCACGCGCUGCUCACCUGGCUGCUGGGCCGCGACCCUGCCGCCGUCCGAGACUUCUGGGCCGUCCUCUUCAAGGACUACAACCUGGAGCGGUACUCCCGGCUCCGGCCUCUCCGCGGCGCCUUCCCCAGAGAGGUGGAGCUGGGGCGGCAGCGCCGUGGAAGGCGUCUCUCCCCGAGCCCCACAGCACCGGCCCCACACAGACCCCAAGGCAAGAGGAAAGCCCCUGAGGAGCGGGACAAGGCCCGGGUGGCACAGCCUGCUCCACGGCACAAUGCCAGUCCUGGGCCCCUGGUGAAGGCAAAGACUGUGAAGAAGCCGGAGGGCACAGAUAACCCCCGCACCUCUCGUGCCAGUGGCCACUCCAAGACAGGCAGCAGAGCUGGUGACAAGCCAUAUACCCCAACUGCCUGCGAGGAGCCAGAGGCCAGGAGCAGAAGCCACAGCCUGAAGCCCCCUGCCCAGCCCAAGGAGAAUGAGGAUGAGUGUGCAGCAUGCGGUGAUGGCGGUGAGCUCAUCUGCUGUGACGGCUGCCCCAGGGCCUUUCACCUUGCCUGCCUGGUGCCCCCGCUGCCUCACGUCCCCAGCGGCACAUGGCGAUGUGGCUCCUGUGUGGAGAAAGUGACUGAGCCAGGCCAGCUGCUGGAGGCAGACUUGCCUGUGGAGAGACCCGCUGAGGUCCUGGGGGAGGCGGCACGGGACACCCAGCCGGGUGGAGUGGAGGGGAGUGUCUGCAGCCGCUGCUGCACCCGGAUCCUCACUCCCCACCACUGUCCUGCUCCCAGUGGGGACCCCAGGGGGCUACAGCUGUGCACGUCCUGCACGGGCACCCUGGACACAGAUAGUCUGGGCACUACCGCAGCAGCUGGAGACCAACUGCUUCCAGCAGCCAAGGCAGAAGAUGGAGCCCUUGGCACUGACCCUGUGCUGAGCCGGGAGGAGCUCGAUGUUCUGCUAGGUGAGCCCCCGUGCAGCGCCGUCGGGCAGCUCCGCGGGCCGGGCGGCGCCGCGCUGCCUGCGUCUGGUGGGAACAGGGUGUGUUCCGAGUGGGAGAAUGCAUUGGGGGACGUGCUGUCCGCCGGCCGCCACUGGCCGAUCCACUGCCUGCCGCCUGUUGCGAUUGGUGGCUCUUGA